This is a messenger RNA of Symsagittifera roscoffensis, 2090 nucleotides long. Its product is annotated as stomatin-like protein 3. NCBI's taxonomy places the organism in Eukaryota, Metazoa, Xenacoelomorpha, Acoela, Convolutidae. Gene Ontology annotation, cellular component: plasma membrane. The coding region runs from base 500 to 1741 and encodes 413 amino acids. The record is from RefSeq and is a predicted model, not a curated record. The transcript is spliced from 8 exons.
GUAUUUUGAAUUGGUGGCGAGUUAAACUCGAUAAGAGACGCAGUUUAGUUUAUAUGUCAUCACGUGUUUUAGCAUCGAAGCUACAUCCGUGACGCAUGGUUAUUUUUAUUGCCUUGCUUUUGUACAAAAAACCACGGCACGUCUUAUUAACAAAAACUUCCUUAGCUUAGCUUGCGUUUAAAAUGCGCACGCAUUUUUUCUUAUCGAUAUUAGUACCAAAUUGAAGCAUUUUCUGAGCAAUAAAAAGUGCUAUUUAUAUUAGUGGAUAUUCAAUUGCAAACCAUAAUUGACUAUUGAAGUGUUCUCAGUAGCUCUUUCAUCGUUUCAACAAAUUGUGAGAUCGUCGUCAGCCGAAGUGAUCAAAGUGGCGACUGCGGAAUCUGCAGCAGAUACUGGGGCUGCCGGGGGAGGUGGGGGAGAUGCAGUGGCUGCUGGAGAGCGGGCGAGUCGUAACCAGACCCCACUGACCCAGAGUCAUGUCGAGGUCACUACACCUCCUAUGCAGCAGGGUUCGAGUGGAUACCCAAAUCAACAGGCUGGAGCAGGAUUCCCUUAUGGGCAACAAGGGGCUCCCCAGCAGCAACAUUACCCAUCGGGAGCUGGCUAUGGCUAUGCAGGGGGAGUAUCGGGCUAUGGGCAACAACCUGUGUAUGGGCAACAACCUGGCUAUGGACAACAACCUGGUUAUGGACAACAACCUGGCUAUGGACAACAACCGGGCUAUGUACAACAACCAGGGUAUGGACAACAUCCGCCUCAAGGAAGUCCUUAUGGAGCACCGCAUGCACAAGGUGGUCCUACAAUUAUGCAAAUGGAGGAUAUUCAAAAACCGGGUCCCAGUUCUGGCGCAGGUGGGGGAGGAGCUUUCAUCCCUCCAUCAGGUGGCCCAGGCAACAGACCCACUUCGGCAAACACGACUAAGAGUGAAGUUCCGGUUUUGGAGGAGUCGGAGACGGAAGUGGGAGACAUGAUCCUUGUGGGAAUCUCCUACAUUAUUCUGGUCCUCCUCUUCCCACUGGCUAUUUUCCAAGCCAUCCAGGUGUUGAACACUUACGAGCGUGCAGUGAUCUUCAGACUGGGCAAGAUCAAAUCGAAGGAGACACCGAGUGGCAUCGUGUUCCAGUUACCCUGCACUGACUCAGUCACCAGAGUAGAUGUCCGAACCAGGACCAUCAACGUCCCACCUCAGGAGGUGUUGACAAGGGACAGUGUGACGUGCAGAGUGGAUGGCAUCGUGUUCUAUGAGGUCAUUGACCCGGUCAAGUCUGUCACCAAAGUGGAGGAUGUGGCCCAGUCGGUGGCCCUGUCUGCUCAGACUGCUUUGAGAACUGUGCUGGGCUUCAGGACUCUGCCGGAGAUACUGGCAGCUAAAAUGGCCAUUACUCAUGACAUUCUGGAAAUAGUGGAGGAGCGUGCACAUAACUGGGGUGUGAAGAUCCUGCGAGUGGACUUGAAGGACAUGAUUCUAGCGCCACAACUGCAGAGGUCGCUGGGUGCAGAGGCUGAGAGCACCAGGGCUGCCAAAGCACAGAUGAUUCGAGCUGAUGGCGAGCACAAAGCGGCAGAGAUCUUGUCCAAGGCGUCGAAGAUCCUCAACGAAUCGUCUGUAGGAGUGCAACUGAGAUACUUGCAGACCCUGGGUCAGAUAUCUGGCACAAAGAACAAAACGGUUGUGCUGCCACUGCCCCCAUCUCUGGCUGAGCGCGCGAUCAGGGGACUGGUCAGCACUCUGGCUAAAUAGAUAGAAGCAAGGGCUGACAAAUAAUUGAACUAAAGGAUGUUGAAUCAAUUGGAGAAUUGUAAUUAAUGACUAAGAUUGGCAAACUGGAAUGAUGAAUGUUUGAAUCUAAUUAUAAAGAAAAAUCAGCCUAUCAUAUUUGUAUGUUGCCUUUGCAAUAGUUUGACCUUGUUUGUAUUAAUUUGUGGCUCCCACAUGAAAAGUAUUUUCUGUAAAUUUUACCCUGCUUUGUAAAACAAAUAAGAGACGCACGCAGUUCUUUUUUAACUUCCCUUUUGACGUUGCUUUGUGAAUAUCUAGAUUAAUUAUUAGAGUAAACUAUUGCACCCAUCGAAUAUAUUUUGACUAAAUA